Molecule: messenger RNA, 3146 nt
Organism: Vitis vinifera (wine grape)
Lineage: Eukaryota; Viridiplantae; Streptophyta; Magnoliopsida; Vitales; Vitaceae
Product: amino acid permease 4
Exons: 7
Coding region: 1501-2961 (486 amino acids)
Cellular component (GO): plasma membrane
Source: RefSeq, a predicted model, not a curated record
UAGGUAAAAGCUAUGUGUCAAUUUUUUCCUUUUUAAUUUUAGGUUUUGUAAUUUGCCAUAAUUCAUUCACAUUUUCAACCAUUCCCUGAAGAGCACAUGGGAAUCCCAUUGUCACUCAGACUACCUCCCAACGUCAAUUAACUGGAUUAAGAAUCAAACCGCAUUCCGCAACAUUUUUGAAAGGCUCAAAUGGUGCAUUCUUGGUGGGAAUGACGAUAUGGUGCGCUACGUUCUUAUUUAUUUAUUUAUGAAAAUUCUACUAUUCUUGGUGGGAAUAAAGUUGACAAUUUUAUUCCAUUCAUCUUGAAUUAAGACUCUAUAUACUUUUAAAAACUAAAUUUACUUAAAAGCGCUCAAGCAUCCUUCGAUGAUGCUUGAAAGUUUGUGCCCAAUUUUACAAGUUUUUUUUUUUUUUAAAAAAAUCCAAAUUCAUGAGUUUUUUUAAUUAAAUUUGGUUUUCUAUAAUUUCUAAAAUCCUCUUAAAUUGGUUAAAGUUUAGUUGAUAUGUCUAUAUAUAAGUCCUUUAAGAGAAUUCUUUUCAUUUUCCAUGCACCUUAACCAUAAUCACUAGUUUAUGUGCUUAAUUAACCUAAUGUUCUCAUAAGGAUAAAUUAUUAUUGAUUGAGCUCACGAUAGCCAAUGCAUCCCCCUCAAGUACUCAUUGAGGAGUCUUAGCAUACAGGUGUUAAUGUCAUGGACGUAAGGUUAAGUGUGGGCUCUUGUAGUGUAAGGUGGUGUUUAUUUUUUGACUGAAUAAAAAAAGCUAAAAUAUUUGACUUUUUCUAUUCAGCAAAAAAACAAACACCACCUAAGUCUUUAAAUUUAUGUACUUGAUCUUCAUAUUUAAAGAAUUUAAUUUUAUGAUCGGUUGACUUAGUUUUUAUAUCUACAAAGUUUCUCAAGAAUUUGUGGAUGAUUAUUUAUUUAUUUAUUUAAAUCACAUAUCCUAUUUACGAUUUUAUGAUCGGAUGUUCUUUGUUUAUUGAUUAACUACAUCCUAUGAAAUAAAUAAAACAAAAAAAUUUAAAAUCAAAAUUUUGGAUUAAUAAUUGAGCACUAUCUAUUCACCCUCAUUAAAUAAUUCCAUGAUAUAAGAUCUGGAACUCUAAAAUUCCAAAUUCAUAGGACAUUUUUUGAAUUUGAUAAGUGCUCAAUUCUGAAUAUGCAACAUCCAAGCACCUUCACUUCCAUGUCCUUUCAGUUUCUUUUCCACUGGGGGCUAUUUCCCAUAUUCAUGAAGUCAAUUUGAGUGGUCGUGAAAAGGGCAAAAUCUAGGUGGCUAGUCUUAAUUACUUCUCAGUGCAUGUCAUUUUCUGUGACCUUAUUACUAUGACACAAAUUGAGGCCUUGAAUCUUACGGAGGUGGAGGUUCCCUUUUACACUUUGACAUUGUUCAACUCUCCAACAAACUCUCCAUAUAGGUAAAAUGGAGUCGAUGUUCAUUGUUUAUUCAUGGUGGAGGAGCAUCUAUUCUCAAACUCAGUGAUGUAGAAGGCGGCUAUGCACAUUGGGCUAUGGACACAGGUGGAUGAGAAACCACACCAAAUGCUUCAUCUCCCAAGUGAUGUCCUUCCACAUGAUAUAUCAAAAUGCUUGGACGACGAUGGCCGGCCAAAAAGAACAGGAACUGUUUGGACUGCAAGUGCCCACAUAAUCACAUCAAUUAUCGGAUCCGGGGUGCUUUCAUUAGCAUGGGCUGUAGCUCAGCUAGGAUGGAUUGGUGGACCAACUGUAAUUCUCAUGUUCGCAGUUGUAAUAUGUUAUACUUCAUCUCUACUAGCAGACUGUUACAGGUCAGGUGAUCCCAUAUCUGGAAAGAGAAACUAUACUUACAUGGAGGUCGUUCAAUCCAAUCUUGGUGGUGCAAAGGUCAAGAUAUGUGGCCUAAUCCAGUACUGCAAUCUUUUCGGAAUCACGGUUGGAUACACUAUUGCAACAUCUGUAAGCAUGAUGGCAGUUAUGCGGUCUAAUUGUUUCCACAGGAGUGGCAAUAAGAACCCAUGCCAUGAGUCGAGCAACCCUUACAUGAUCAUGUUUGGCAUUAUUGAAAUCGUGUUGUCUCAGAUUCCAGACUUCGAUCAAAUAUGGUGGCUCUCUAUUCUUGCCUCCAUCAUGUCCUUUACUUACUCUUCAAUAGGUCUAGGCCUCGGGGUUUCUACUGUUGCAGCAAAUGGAAUUUUCAAGGGUACUCUCACCGGAAUAAGCAUUGGAACCAUCACAAGAACACAAAAGCUAUGGAAGUGUUUCCAGGCUUUGGCUAACAUAGCAUUUUCAUACUGCUAUUCAUUUGUCCUCGUUGAAAUUCAGGACACAAUCAAGUCCCCUCCGUCAGAAGCAACAACAAUGAAAAAGGCCAACCUGAUAAGUGUAGCGAUAACAACAUCUUUCUAUAUGCUUUGUGGCUGCAUGGGCUAUGCAGCUUUAGGGGAUCAAGCUCCUGGAAACCUCCUCACUGAGUUUGGCUUCCGUGAUCCAUUUUGGCUCAUUGAUAUUGCCAACAUCGCCAUAGUAAUCCACCUUGUUGGAGCUUACCAAGUCUUUUCUCAACCUCUUUUUGCCUUCAUUGAAAAAUGGUUGUCCAAGAAAUGUCCAAGUAGCACAUUUAUCACCAAGGAAAUCAAGGUUCCAAUACCAUGUUGGGGAGUCUAUAAUCUAAACCUCUUUAGAUUAGUAUGGAGAUCGGCUUUUGUUAUGGUAACCACCCUUGUAUCAAUGUUGCUCCCAUUCUUCAAUGACGUCUUGGGAAUAAUAGGGGCAUUCGCCUUCUGGCCUCUUGCUGUUUACUUCCCCGUCGAGAUGUAUAUCGCUCAGAGAAGGAUACCAAAAUGGGGUGUCAAAUGGACUUGCUUUCAAAUGCUGAGUCUGGCGUGUCUUAUGAUCUCUAUUGUAGCUGGAAUUGGUUCAAUCGCCGGUGUUGUGACCGAUCUUAGAGCUUACCAGCCGUUCAAGACUAGAUACUAGGAGCUAGCUCGUUUAGCACGACCGUACCUUUAGAAAACAUGUUCGCAUAAAAGGAAUUAGUGUGCAAAUAAGAGGUUUCAACUUCAAAUGUAAAAGGAAAGACUAAAUUCUGAAACCUCUUUCCAUGCACCUUCCUGCAAGAGCAUCUUACUCCCAACUUGAAUAAGAUAAGUUCUUAUCUGCAA